This is a messenger RNA of Penaeus monodon (black tiger shrimp), 1057 nucleotides long. RefSeq names its product cytosolic Fe-S cluster assembly factor NUBP2 homolog. The record is from RefSeq and is a predicted model, not a curated record. Gene Ontology annotation, cellular component: cytosol. NCBI's taxonomy places the organism in Eukaryota, Metazoa, Arthropoda, Malacostraca, Decapoda, Penaeidae. The transcript has 8 exons. Gene Ontology annotation, biological process: iron-sulfur cluster assembly. Gene Ontology annotation, molecular function: ATP binding; iron-sulfur cluster binding; ATP-dependent FeS chaperone activity. The coding region runs from base 107 to 1033 and encodes 308 amino acids.
AAAGUUGGUAUCCCUGCCUCUCCCGUUGGCACGCCUGAGGGUAGUAAACAAGAGCCAUCCGGGAGAAAAAGAUUUUAAAUUGUAUUUAAUACUUAGUUUCUACAAAAUGUCACGAGAUAUUGAGGAUAUCCAGGAAUGUCCUGCUGAUAUGAGGCAAGCAGGGAAAGCCAGUGUCUGCCAGGGAUGCCCAGGGCAGGAGCUCUGUUUGUCUGAAGCUAGUCAGGUUGACCCAGACCAACAACUGAUUGAUACAAGGCUAAAAGCGAUAAAACACAAGAUUUUAGUGAUGUCUGGAAAAGGUGGUGUAGGGAAAUCAAGCAUAGCUGUGUUGCUGGCACAGAUCCUAGCACACGAUGGCAGAAAGGUAGGGCUUCUUGACGUGGACAUUUGCGGCCCGAGUGUCCCCUCCCUUUUGAAGAUCGAAGCCCAGUCAGUGAUGGACUCGCAGUGGGGAUGGAAACCUGUUGUGUCUCCUCAAGGCAACAUUAAGACCCUAUCAGUAGGAUCACUCCUGAGCUCGGGAUCUCAGGCAGUGGUGUGGAGAGGACCUCGCAAAACAGCUUUGAUUAGGCGUAUGAUUAAGGACACUCUGUGGGGACGGUUGGAUGACUUGGUAAUUGACACUCCCCCUGGCACCAGUGAUGAACACCUGACCAUCAUCAAGCUGUUGGCCAGCACCAAGCCUGAUGGGGCAGUUAUCAUUACGGCACCACAAAAGUUGUCAGCAGGUGUGGUAAGCAGAGAGAUUCGAUUCUGCCAGAAAAUGGGAGUACCAAUCUUAGGCAUCAUAGAAAACCUCUCAGGAUUUUGCUGCCCCUGUUGCUCUGAAGUGAGCCAGGUAUUUUCAUCGGGUGCAGGAAAAUACCUUGCGGAAAAGUACGACAUCCCCUUCCUCGGCUCUCUGCCAAUUGACCCUCGCCUGUCAUCAGUGCAACAAAGGGGAAUAUCCUUGAAAGAGGAACACCCUGACUCUGGUGUCUCGGAAGCCAUGAGCGACAUUGCAAGGAGGAUCCUGGAGGCCGUUGAAAAGUAAAAAAAAUGAGUCGUAGGAUUUUUU